AUGGGGAGGGGAAGAGUUGAGCUUAAGAGAAUAGAGAAGAAAAUCAAUAGGCAGGUGACUUUUGCUAAGAGAAUAAAUGGGCUGCUCAAGAAGGCCUAUGAGCUUUCAGUUCUCUGUGAAGCUGAGGUUGCUCUCAUCAUUUUCUCCACCCGUGGAAAGCUCUAUGAGUUCUGUAGCAGCUCCAAUAUGAUGAAAACACUUGAAAGGUACCAAAAUUGCAGUUAUAGUGCAUUGGAAGCCAGCCAACUAGUCAAUGAGACACAGAGCAGCUGCCAGGAAUAUUUGAGGCUAAAAGCAAAAGUGGAGGUCCUGCAGAGAUCUCAGAGAAAUCUCCUUGGAGAAGACUUGGGCCCAUUAAAUACCACGGAGCUGGAUCAACUUGAGCAUCUACUAGAGACAUCAUUGAAGCAAAUUAGAUCAACAAAGACUCAAAUUUUGCUUAAUCAGCUUGCUGAUCUUCAAAGUAGGGACCAAAUGCUGGUGCAAGCUCACAACGCAUUAAGAAGAGAGUUAGAAGAAAGUAAUGCACAAAUUCCAAUCCAACUAGCAUGGGAAGCAGGAGGAGCUCAGAGCAGUCAGUGUAGCCACCUUCCUCCUCAAUCUGAGGGCUUCUUUCAACCUUUGGAAGGCAGUUCCACACUACAAAUUGGAUAUAAUUCAGUGGCUUCAGAGGAGAUCAUGAAUGUUGGCAGCUCAGCACAAAAUGUCAAUGGGUUCAUUAAUCUUGGGUGGAUGCUUUGA
Juglans regia (Persian walnut) is the source of this 741-nucleotide messenger RNA. RefSeq names its product agamous-like MADS-box protein MADS2. Gene Ontology annotation, biological process: positive regulation of transcription by RNA polymerase II. The transcript has 8 exons. The coding region runs from base 1 to 741 and encodes 246 amino acids. Lineage: Eukaryota; Viridiplantae; Streptophyta; Magnoliopsida; Fagales; Juglandaceae. The record is from RefSeq and is a predicted model, not a curated record. Gene Ontology annotation, cellular component: nucleus. Gene Ontology annotation, molecular function: RNA polymerase II cis-regulatory region sequence-specific DNA binding; protein dimerization activity; DNA-binding transcription factor activity, RNA polymerase II-specific.